GGCGGGAAGUAGGUGAAGGAACGCCGGGGUGGGGCCGAGCGGCGCUUCCCUGUAGUGCACGGGGCUGAAACCAUCGAGAGGGAGGGCCAGAGAGUCAUGGCGGUUUAAAAAUGUGUCUGAGCCUGUAAGGUUCAGUGUUUGCUUCUCAAGAUGCCCCUUUCAGACUUUAUUCUGGCCCUGAAGGACAAUCCCUACUUUGGGGCUGGCUUUGGGCUUGUGGGUGUGGGCACAGCCCUGGCCCUGGCCCGGAAGGGUGCCCAGCUGGGCUUGGUGGCAUUCCGGCGCCAUUACAUGAUCACACUGGAAGUCCCUGCUCGAGACCGAAGCUAUGCCUGGUUGCUUAGCUGGCUCACCCGCCACAGUGCCCGUACUCAGCACCUCAGUGUCGAGACUUCCUACCUUCAGCAUGAGAGUGGGCGCAUCUCCACGAAGUUUGAGUUUGUCCCCAGCCCUGGAAACCACUUUAUCUGGUAUCGAGGGAAAUGGAUCCGAGUGGAACGAAGCCGAGAGAUGCAGAUGAUAGACCUGCAGACAGGCACUCCUUGGGAAUCUGUCACCUUCACAGCUCUGGGCACUGACCGAAAGAUUUUCUUCAACAUCCUAGAGGAAGCUCGAGAGCUAGCCUUGCAGCAGGAGGAAGGGAAGACAGUGAUGUACACAGCCAUGGGUUCUGAGUGGCGCCCUUUUGGCUAUCCACGCCGGCGGCGGCCACUGAGUUCUGUGGUUCUAGAACAGGGUCUGGCUAACCGAAUUGUCCGAGACAUCCGGGAAUUCAUCGAUAACCCCAAGUGGUACACUGACAGAGGCAUUCCCUACAGACGUGGCUACCUGCUUUAUGGGCCCCCUGGUUGUGGAAAAAGCAGUUUUAUCACAGCCCUGGCUGGGGAACUGGAGCACAGCAUCUGCCUGCUGAGUCUCACGGACUCCAGCCUCUCCGAUGACCGGCUCAACCACCUGUUGAGCGUGGCCCCGCAGCAGAGCCUGGUGCUCUUGGAGGACGUGGAUGCAGCCUUUCUUAGCCGAGACCUAGCUGCCGAGAACCCAGUCAAGUACCAAGGUCUAGGUCGUCUCACCUUCAGUGGACUGCUCAAUGCUUUGGAUGGCGUGGCUUCCACCGAGGCACGCAUCGUGUUCAUGACCACCAAUCACGUGGACAGGCUGGACCCUGCACUGAUCCGCCCUGGACGAGUAGACAUGAAGGAGUACGUGGGCUACUGCUCCCACUGGCAGCUGACUCAGAUGUUCCAGAGGUUCUAUCCAGGGCAAGCACCUUCCCUGGCCAAGGCCUUCGCAGAACGUGUCCUUCAAGUUACAACUCAGAUCAGUCCUGCCCAGGUCCAGGGCUACUUCAUGCUCUAUAAAAACGACCCUGCAGGGGCAGUUCACAAUGCGGAGUCUCUGAGGACGUGACAGGCGGGCUGUGCUCAGCUCUCUUCUAGCUCAAUAAACACCUGCCACACCGCUCUGGU
Molecule: messenger RNA, 1469 nt
Organism: Suricata suricatta (meerkat)
Lineage: Eukaryota; Metazoa; Chordata; Mammalia; Carnivora; Herpestidae
Gene: BCS1L
Product: mitochondrial chaperone BCS1
Exons: 8
Coding region: 151-1410 (419 amino acids)
Biological process (GO): protein insertion into mitochondrial inner membrane from matrix; mitochondrial respiratory chain complex III assembly
Cellular component (GO): mitochondrial inner membrane
Molecular function (GO): ATP hydrolysis activity; ATP binding
Source: RefSeq, a predicted model, not a curated record